Molecule: messenger RNA, 5497 nt
Organism: Cimex lectularius (bed bug)
Lineage: Eukaryota; Metazoa; Arthropoda; Insecta; Hemiptera; Cimicidae
Gene: dome
Product: cytokine receptor
Exons: 22
Coding region: 200-3463 (1087 amino acids)
Molecular function (GO): protein binding
Source: RefSeq, a predicted model, not a curated record
CUGGUUAAAAGAUGUAAUGACGCCAUUUGACUAUUUGAGAAUUGGACAAAUGAGAAAUUAACCCUCGGAUUGGGCCAUCGAAACUCUUCCCAGAGUCUCCACGAGUUGUAAAAGGCCGACGGUCGCCAAUUACGCGUGACAUUAUGUUGGAUAGUGCACUUAAAUUAUUAAAGGUUGGUGGUUGCUAGGAGGAGGUGGUAUGGAGGUCACAAACUACUGCUUCUUAGUUGUUUUCCUCCUGCAUCAUGCUGUUUUUUCUUUAGCUACUUCGGAAAAUUUAACUUGUGGACCAGGAUUAAGCACACCUGGAUAUACGUUCCCUAAAGGAGACAUUACGUUGGAAUAUGGUUCAGCUUUAGAGAUAUACUGUAUUCUUAAUCCGGAUAGGAAAGAAAAUGCCUCGUCUCUAUCGUUUACCGUUAAUGGUACCACCAUUCCUCAGAGUGCUUAUAAAAUAGUCAAUAGAACUACGCUGAAACUCUAUUUUAAGAAACAUCCACCGGGUCGCUAUGUCUACCAUUGUUUGCUCGAUUCGAUUGAUGACCCUUCCAGCAAAAACCGAGCUGUAUGCCUCAACGUUGUACAUGUCGGUUAUAAACCAAAAGAAGUAUCCAAUUUUUCAUGCAUUUCUCAGAAUUGGGAAAACAUGAAUUGCACAUGGGAUCCUCCAAAUAAUAGUGUUCCAACUUAUUAUGAAUUGAGAUUUUAUCUAAAAGGCGAUCGAAAAUAUUCUUAUCCCUGCCCAGUACAUAAUGUGGUCGAUCAGAAUAAUUGUGUAUGGAAUGCUAGCUCAAAUCCACCUCAUCGCCAGCCUUAUGCACAGUAUAAUUUUGUUUUAACUGCUAUAAAUCGACUUGGCAAUUUAACUAAGAGGUACACAGUUAAUCAAUAUGCACGAGUGUUGCCGAAUAAACCUUCAAACCUUAGUUUAGUUGAAGCAACACCAAACAGCUUGGUAAUAUCAUGGAAUGAAGGCCAUCCUUUUAAGUCAUUCCCGCCUGGUAUUGUCAAUAGAUUAAUAUACCAAUCUAAAUGGGAUCCUCAAACGUAUUGGGAAGUCAGAAAUGCAGUAUUUCCACCGAAAGAAACUUCCCGGAUGUAUAAUAUUACUGGAUUAAAGUAUCCACAUACAUUAUAUGAUAUAAGGGUUUUCACGCGAUCUUCAGUUGCUCCGGAUGAAGAUUUUUGGUGGUCUGAACCUGCAACUAUUACACUCCGCACCAAGCCAACAAUACCCGGGCAUCCACCGUUAACUGACAUAGGAAGUUUUGAGACUUCUGAUUCCUCAAUUGAAACAGAAAGAAAUGUUUACGUGUAUUGGCAACAAAUCCCACGCCAUUUGGAAAAUGGAGAUAAAUUUGAGUACAAAAUUAUCCGUAUUGAAGAAUUUACAGAUGAUGGUGUAAAAAUAAGGGACAUUACUCCAACGGAAGUAUCAAAGACUUUCGCCAAAUUCACUGGUCUGUCAUUCAACCGGUAUAAAUUUACAAUUGUAUCUUCCAACUCCGAAGGGUAUUCGACCAAUGCUUCAUAUAUAGAUGUUCCAAGUAAAAAACAAAGUCCUCCGGAACCAGGAUCAUUUUCAAAGAUUGCAUUCGAUAAUGGCAUUUAUGAACUAUCAUGGAAUGUCGCUCCAAACAUCCUAAGCUAUACCAUUUUUUGGUGCGAUAAUAAAAAAGAUAGACCCUUCGAUUGCCAGGGUUUCUUAAAUUGGACCAAAGUAUACGUUAAUAAAGACGACCUACAAUGUGACGAGAAUGGAUGUGGUUUACUGCAAAAAAACAUCACACUAUCUGGCGAUAAUGUGUAUCAGUUUGCGCUUUCAGCGAAUACUGAAACAAGCAGCAGCGGGAUGGUGUGGGCUUCUUGUACUGUACUUCCACAACUUGCUAAAGGAAAGCUUCGCAACAUUUGGAUUAGUCGAAUAGGGUCGACAUUUAUCGAAUUGAGUUGGAAUUUGGAUUGCUUUGUAAGGAGUCGAAUCAUAAAAGGAUUUGAAAUUAUUUACUGUCCCAUCACUGAUCCUCAGAAUUCAAAUUGCAAAGAACCAUCUCAGAAUAUGACAAUAAAUGGGUUGGAAAUAAUAAAUGGGGCAAAGGUCACUAUAAAUAAUCUCAAGCCUUAUACCACAUACAUGCUCUAUGUCAUUGCCAUGUCAGAAAAUAAAGAUGACCGCAUAAAAAGUGAUGCUCUUCUCAAUACUACUUUGGAAGCAGCUCCUGAUUUGGUGCCGACCAAUAUGGCCAUCCACAAAAUUACCAAUUCAUCUAUCACCUUGUCUUGGAAACCUCCUGUUAGCCUAAAUGGUGUUCUGCGGUACUACCAAGUGAUUUAUGGAACUGAUGUCACCCGAGUAGAGGAUAAGUCUGAAGUUGUUUAUGCAACGCUGAAUAACUUAAGGAGCUUUGAAAAUUAUGAAAUCCGUGUUUCUGCAUGCACGGUGACUUGUUCCAAAAAUUCUGCACUUAUCAAUGCAAUUACAAACGUUGGACGCCCAGAUAAAAUGGAUCCACCAAUAAUUCUAAACACUACGAAACGUGGUAUACAAAUUAGCUGGAAAAAACCGUAUUAUCCUGGAGGUUACCUAGACUUUUUCGAUGUCAAACUACGUCCUGACCGAGUCAAGGAUCAUGAAGAAGCCCCAUUCACUAGAUUAAAUGGUUCCUUGUUUUCUUAUCAGUGGAAAGAACUUGAAUGUGAAAUUUAUCAAGUGCAAGUGAGGGCUGUUAAUGUGGGGGAGGACAAUUCAACGUUAGAAGGAGAAUGGUCAAAUCCAACAAGUUCAAACUGCAUGUUUAAGGAUAAAGAUUCAAUAGAUGCUUGGUGGUACAUCCUGGUCGGUGUGCUUGCAGUGAUCGCUAUAUCAAUUGCAUUUGGCUAUUUUACUAGAUGUAUGUGGCUCAAGUGCAAAGCAAUGCAAAACGUAGGUGUGAAGUUACCGCCUCAACUUGAAUUGAACAAUGUGUAUAAGGACAAUAAGUUUCCUGCUGAUCAACCUAUAACUAAUCACAUUGGAACUACACAGCUGAAAUCGCUCGAUACAAAUAUAAUACCACCUCCAGAUCAAGAACUAUUGCUGGUGAAGAAAGAAAGCGAGUUUAUCGAAAAUAGUAUCGAAGAUGGAGAAGAUAAGAAUGGCGAUAGAGAAAGCAGUGGAUGUGGUUCAGGACAUGAUAGUGUGUCGUCUUCCAUUACUGCUGGAACUCACAUAACAGAUUCAGGAACAGAAGCCGAUGAGCGACCUCCAUCUCCCGAAUCACCUGUGUUUUCCAAUUCACCAAGGAACAGAAGUUCAGAUUUGAGGCAACGGAAUAUAUCACACAGCAAUGGCGGUGAAGAAGGUUUUAGCAGGCUUGCUCUAACUCCAGCUAGUGUGCCAAUGGGUUAUGUGACGGUUCAGUCUGCGCCACGUGGUUACGUUUCGCAUGCUCCGUUAUUCUUGGAUUCCCCUAUUAGGAAGUGACAUUGUUGUUGGUCUAUUUUAUAUUACCUCCUCUUCUCAGAACUCCGAAACAUAAAAUUUACAACAUUGCUCAUACUUAAAGCCUCAUAACCUUGCCUACAGUGUGAUCCUUGGCAAGAAGGCCGUUCUUGCAACUCUGCUCUCAAUCUUAAAGCGAGUUUAUUUCUAGUGUUUAUGACUGACUAGGGUCUUCGCAAUCUCUAUUGCCGUAAAUGGUCCUUUGUACAGCAUUUAUUGGCUAACCUUAGUACCGCCCUCAUUUUCAGCAGGUGUGAUCUACGGCUUCAAAUGUACCUGAAGGAUAUACUCCCAGCAACAAUAUAGUUCACGAAUGUUAUCAAAAGGUGGGUAAAAUUACCUGCAAAAUCUCCUGGCACCUUUGAAUGGCAAUGAGUAGUUAAUAGCCAUAGGUGUCCACGUUUACCUCUUAAACACGUUAACAUCGAUCUAUCAACAGUACUCGAUUUCCUCAAUCUUUUAUUUUGAAAGGUCUUGCAACAUCUUGCGUUAAUAAAUAAAUGUAUGGAAUCAGUUUAGUGUUUUAAAUGUGUCUUUUAUAAUUGAAUAUGAAAGAAUAAUUAACAAAAAUAGAAAGUUUAGAUGGUGCUGAUAGUGCGUGUUAUGUGGAGGGUUAUGACUGCUGUGUGCCUAAAGGCAGUAUAGAUCUGUUUGCAGUUAUUUUCUUUCUGAUUCAGUGGAAAACGUCCAAUGAUUGACCUUUUGUGCAAAGUGUAAAACCUUUUGUGUAAUACAUUUGAGGUUAGUAUUGUUGGGUUUUUCAAAAUUUCUACUUUUUAACUCAAUUCAUUGGGUCUUUGUGCGAUAAGCAGUUUUAUGUGUACAACGAAUUUUAACCCCUUACAAGUGAGAGCUAUAUUGAAAUGGGUUUUAUUUUUUUACACGACCACUUUUUUUUUUGUGGUGAUUGAUUAAUUUUUUAGUCAAAUUGUCUUAAGAUUUUCAACCGAGGCAAUUCCUAUUAGUAUUUAUUAUUACAUUGUUACUAGCUUUAUGUAUAUAAGCCAAAGUGGCCACUGAACAAUGUUAUUUUUUAUGAUAUGAUUAUCAGUAUCUCAAAAUCAUUAACUUUUUACAGAAUGUCAUUAUUUUAUUUACAAUAUGUUAUCUAUUUAAAACUCAUUUCUCGUACUUUGUUAAAUCGGGUUAAUGCUUGCUUUUAAACUUAAGUAGUAAUCAAAAACAUUUAUGGAUGAUAUUUUUACUAAUCAAAAUGAUGACAGUUAUUUUGUUAACUUGUUAUUCUACAUAUAACGCGUAAUGAAUAAACAGAGUACAAAGUAUUUUUGUAUUUUAUGUUUAAUGAUAUUGUAGAAUAAAAACGGCCAUGAAAGUUUUGUUUUGUGAUGGUAAAUCAUACAAUUUAAAUUAUAUUUUGAUGAAUUCAUCAAAUAGAAGAACUGAUAGAGUUGUUUAAUUAAAGAUUUUUAAUGUAUGUUAUUAGUUUCCAAGCAUACUGUUUGUAUAUCUACAUAUGUUUAGAAUAAUUUAGCAUAAAUCUACUUUGCUGAAAUGUUAACACUCUUACCUUGAUUGUCGUAUACAUAAUUCCUAUGGAUUACCUGUUAACAAAAAAGUUUUUAUUUUUAGUGUUUUUAUUUUUAUUAUUAUAAGUGUAAUAAAAACUCAAGAGAUUUUUAGUUUUUGUUGUACAUUAUACGUAAGUAAUGUAAAUAGUUUGUAUAUUAAUGCCUGAAUGUGAUGUUACACUGUAUAAAUAAUGUUGUUAUUUUACAUUUUUGUUGUAAAUAUAUUGGCAAUUUCUUUUUCAAUUAAAAAUUAAGUAUAAAAAUUAAAAAAAACUAUUUUUGAUUGAUUAAAAACAUUAAAUAAAAUUUAAAACUGUCUUUAAAUUAAAACAAACCUAUUUGUAAUAAAAUUUACAGCUUUUACGUCUAAAGUACUGUCUGUAUGUUGUAAUGCUCACAACUGUUGGGUGAUAUAAAUGUUGCACACCAUGCUGCUAUUUGUUAUCAAAUAUGAUAUCAAAGAAAUAUAUGUAAAUUUUAAUUCUAA